This is a messenger RNA of Passer montanus (Eurasian tree sparrow), 2057 nucleotides long. It is a transcript of the gene OXTR, whose product is annotated as oxytocin receptor. The coding region runs from base 281 to 1291 and encodes 336 amino acids. Gene Ontology annotation, cellular component: membrane. Gene Ontology annotation, molecular function: vasopressin receptor activity; oxytocin receptor activity; peptide binding. The transcript is spliced from 2 exons. NCBI's taxonomy places the organism in Eukaryota, Metazoa, Chordata, Aves, Passeriformes, Passeridae. The record is from RefSeq and is a predicted model, not a curated record. Gene Ontology annotation, biological process: positive regulation of vasoconstriction; female pregnancy; G protein-coupled receptor signaling pathway.
CCGGCGGAGACGCCGCGGGACCGGCCAGGGGACAGGGAGGAGCCGCGGGGAGCCGGGCACGGCACAGGACGGGCGGAGAGAGCGGCACCGCGGGGAGGGGACGGCAGGGGACACAGAGCGGGGACACGGAGAGCCGUGCAGUACUGAGAGCUGAGGAGACACGGAGGGAGCGGCGGGGACACGCGGCUACCGCACGGAACGCGUCGGUACGGGCUCUGCCCACGCUCUGCCCGCUGUCGCUCCUCACCUGCCCCAGGCUCGAUGCGGACCGGCGCUGGCCAUGGAGAAGCUGUACCUGGCGGGGAGCAGCACCUGGAUCAUCAACAGCUCCCUGGGGAACGGCAGCCUCCGGCUGGAGAGCCCGAGCGCCGGCAGGAACAGCACCGCCGACCCCCUGAAGAGGAACGAGGACAUGGCCAAGGUGGAGGUGACAGUGCUGUGCCUCAUCCUGUUCCUCGCCCUCACCGGCAACCUGUGCGUGCUGCUGGCCAUCCACACCACCCGCCACAAGCACUCCCGCAUGUACUUCUUCAUGAAGCACCUGAGCAUCGCUGACCUGGUCGUGGCCAUCUUCCAGGUGCUGCCCCAGCUCAUCUGGGACAUCACCUUCAGGUUCUACGGGCCAGACUUCCUCUGCCGCUUGAUCAAGUACUUGCAGGUGGUGGGAAUGUUUGCUUCCACCUACAUGCUCCUGCUGAUGUCCCUGGACCGCUGCCUGGCCAUCUGCCAGCCCCUGAGGUCCCUGCACAGGAGAGCUGACCGGGUCUCUGUCCUGCUCACCUGGCUGCUGUGCCUGCUGGUCAGCAUCCCGCAGAUCCACAUAUUUUCCCUAAGGGAUGUGGGGAAUGGGGUGUACGACUGCUGGGCAGAUUUCAUCCAGCCCUGGGGACCGAAAGCCUAUGUUACCUGGAUCACCCUCAUGGUCUAUAUCAUCCCUGUGUUGAUGCUGAGCAUCUGCUAUGGCUUAAUCAGCUUCAAAAUCUGGCAGAACGUGAAGCUGAAGACGGCUCACGGGCCCGGCGUGGGGCUGGGCUCGGGCUCCCGCGGCGGGAUGGUGUUUGCCAGGGUCAGCAGCACCAGGCUCAUCUCCAAAGCCAAGAUCCGGACAGUCAAAAUGACCUUUAUCAUCGUGCUGGCCUUCAUAGUGUGCUGGACUCCCUUCUUCUUCGUGCAGAUGUGGUCUGUGUGGGACAGCAACGCCCCGCAGGAAGAGGCACGAAGGGGCCAGGAGCAGCCAGACCAGCCGUGCUCAUCCUCGCUGCUGUGCGUCCUGUGGGAGCAAAGGGGCUGAGGAGAUGGGCUGGAGCACGGGGAGCAGGACAAAGGCUCCAUCUGCACUGCAGCCGCCUCACGGAGGGGACGUGCCCCUUGUCCGUGCCACGGCAGGUGCCAGUCCCACACCCCCUUGUCACCAGAAGGUGCCAGUCCAGCCCCUCAGGUGGGACAGUGGGUGCUUUGUGCUCUGGGGACAGAGAGCAGCAGCCAGGACUUGAUGUCCUGGCACUGCACUGGCACCGGGGGCUGCCAGGCUCCCGGACUGGGAAUGUCCUUCCUGGCAGGGCACUGCGUGGGGAACACUAAUUCGGGGGAAAGAUGGCUGGGAAAGGUGCUGGGAGAGCAGCGGGCAGAGGGCCGGGCUGGUGGGACAGCCCAGGAGCGGGGGACAGCCGGGACUGAGGAGCGGGGGACAGCCGGGACUGUCCCCCAGCCCGAGCGGGGCAAGCCGAGAGCCCGUCCCAAAUCAGCCGCUGCUGCGGGAGAGCGAGCCACGGCCCUGCCUGCCCCCAGAACGGCUCUGUCAUGGAAACUGCGAGGGCCGCGCUCCCUUGUCCUGCCGGGGCACCUUGGGCCGGGCAGGUUGUGCUGGUGCUGCGGGGCAGCUCUGCCUGCGGGGCGGAACGCGGCUCCUGCGGGAAAAGGCGGAACCCGAGAGGCUGGAGCUGGGGCUGGCCCUCUCCGUCCCGGCAGCAGCUCUCCCUUCCCAGAUGCUGGGAUUGAUGCUCUCCGUCCCGGUAGCACCUCUCCCUUCCCAGAUGCUGGGAUUGACGCUCUCUGUC